AUGGGUGACGCUCCAUUCGUUCACAGCGUGGUGCUUCUGAAAGCGUCUGGAUUUGGCUUCUUAUCCGAGAGAAUGGGAGAAUAUUUAAACCACACUGGAAUAUCCUUCAACCUGUCCGACACAGACUUGGACCGGUUCAGCGGUCUGGGGGACAUUAAUGUGACGGCUGACGGUAGUCCUGUGAGGAUCCUGAUCUCCAUAGUCUACUCUGUCGUGUGCGCGGUGGGCUUAGUAGGGAAUUUAUUGGUCUUUUUCCUGAUGAAGGUUCGUCAAGGGAGGAAAAGGUCAACAAUCAACUUCUUCAUUCUCAACCUGGCUGUGACAGACUUCUUUUUUGUUUUAACUUUACCUUUUUGGGCCGUGGAUAACGCCCUGGACUUCAGCUGGCCGUUUGGAAACGUUAUGUGUAAGAUUAUUCUGUCGGUGACAAUCAUGAAUAUGUAUGCCAGCGUGUUCUUUCUCACGGCCAUGAGCGUGACGAGGUACUGGUCAGUCGCCUCAGCACUGAAGGACAGCACACGGCACAUAACCUGCUCCGUGAAGUGGGUGAGCGCGCUUCUCUGGGUGUCCGCCACUGUAGCCACGGCACCUACCGUUUUCUUUGCCACCGUUAACAACAUCGCCGGGGAGAAGUUAUGCCUUCUCAAAUUCCCUGAGGGCUAUCACUGGCUUGCUCUGUAUCAUCUUCAGAAAGUCAUCGUAGCAUUUGUUUUCCCCAUGCUGAUAGUCUCCAUUUGCUACGCACUACUUCUACGUUUCAUCCGUUUGCGAAGCAUGAACAACAAUCAUCCCGAACGAAGGUCCAGAGUCACCAGAUCUGUCACUAUCGUCGUGCUCUCCUUCUUCCUUUGCUGGAUGCCGAAUCAGGCUAUAACUUUAUGGGGAGUUUUGGUCAAAGUCAACCUGGUUCAUUUUGAUAAAGCCUAUUAUAUGGUCCACGCAUACAUAUUUCCUGUGACUGUUUGCCUUGCACAUGCCAAUAGUUGUUUAAACCCAGUUUUAUAUUGUCUUAUGAGAAGAGAGUUUCGGAAAAUGCUUAAGGACUUAUUCUGGAGGAUAUCGUCACCUACGGUGUCGAAAAGCUGUCACAUUCGACCAUUUUCUGCCACUCUGAAAGCUAAUAACGGCCAUACUCAAGCGAGUAUCCCGUUAAAUGUUAUUGAAACCGAGCAGUGCGGGCUAUCCGUAGAGAGCGGCCGGUACGACGCGCAUUCUUCCGCCAACAGCUGA
Messenger RNA from Sardina pilchardus (European sardine), 1230 nucleotides. RefSeq names its product relaxin-3 receptor 1-like. Lineage: Eukaryota; Metazoa; Chordata; Actinopteri; Clupeiformes; Clupeidae. The coding region runs from base 1 to 1230 and encodes 409 amino acids. The transcript has a single exon. Gene Ontology annotation, biological process: immune response; cell chemotaxis; calcium-mediated signaling. Gene Ontology annotation, molecular function: C-C chemokine receptor activity; C-C chemokine binding. The record is from RefSeq and is a predicted model, not a curated record. Gene Ontology annotation, cellular component: membrane; external side of plasma membrane.